Anopheles cruzii is the source of this 860-nucleotide messenger RNA. RefSeq lists its product as uncharacterized. The record is from RefSeq and is a predicted model, not a curated record. The transcript is spliced from 3 exons. The coding region runs from base 1 to 744 and encodes 247 amino acids. Lineage: Eukaryota; Metazoa; Arthropoda; Insecta; Diptera; Culicidae.
AUGAAGUUGCUUUUAGUGCUUGCAACAACCUGCCUUGUGGGAGCAAGUCUCCUGCUGGCCUCACCCGUUCGGCAGAACAAACCGCGCGCCCUGGUUACGAGCCGCGAAGACACGGUGACGGCGGAACCGUCGAAGCAGAAACCCCAGUACCUGAUUCAAGUGAAGCCCAAAGACGAGGAAGAGGACGAACUCUCGAAAUUGGUGGAUUUUUUCGCGAAUGGGGAGAUCGGCUCGCCCAGCGAAUCAACCGGAUCUCCCCACACGACAUCCUACGGCUCCUAUAGUCCCUCCCGAGACGAUCUGACCGAACCGCUGCUGCCGCCUCCGGUCGAACAAAAUGAACCAAACUACUACGCCGCCAAGCCGAAGAAAACCAAGGGCAAGAAGUACAUUCCGACGCAGAAACUCAUCAACUUGAAGAACGCCGACGGUGUGGAGAAACACGCCAAUGAAAAGUCCCGCCUGGGUAGUCAGGGCGGUUCGGAACAAGGAUCGGAUUACAGCGACGAGGAAACCUUCUUCCUGGACGCGAUCGAUCUUGACAAACUACUGGCCAGCGCGUUGCUAGGAGAGCAGGACGCCAAAGCGGAAGCCACCGGGGCGGCAUCGAGACGUUUACUGUUGCCACUGCACUUAGAGGAGCUCAAUCAGGGCGAGUUCGUGCCCAGCCGCAACCGGAGGGUGGACCAGUACACACGGCCCGUGGCCGGCGAGGACGAAGGAAGAAUCGUCAGUUCCAUGUAGAAGAGCGAGAUGACGAAGGCAAUGUUCGGGGACGCUACGGUUACUACAUGAGGUCCGGAAAGUUUCGCAUCGUCAACUACAGCUCCUCACCGGAAACGGGAUUCAGGAUAGAGCCG